UAUCAAAGCUCGAUGCGUGCGGUCGUCUCAAAGAGCGUGUGUUUUCCGGAAAACUGACUAUCGACUUCGUCAUUUCAACGGGUUAGGACUAAGCCGUGUUGAAGUGACUGUGGCGUUGAAUCUUCUGUGACUGUACUUUCAGUUUUCCAGAUAAUUUUCCCGUGUGACAUUAGCUACGAUUUGCGGAUGCCCCUUGUGGGGAUUGUGUUCAUUCCGAGAAGCUGGAACUAAUGGAUCCCAACAGGAGUUGACUUCGCGGGUAACAUGAGAGCCACGAGUGUGUUUUGGCGCGAUAUGCCAAUCGCUGCCACUCUCUUGGUAGUGACUGCUGUAUGCGUUUCUGCCAGAGAUGUCGUUUUAGAUGACACAUACACCGUUGUUGAGGCGCUAAGUAGCGAGAAGCUGAGAUUGAUAUGCGGUUUGAAGCCAAAGAACCAGGUGCAGACGAUACGUUGGUACAAAGAUGGACAACUGUUAGACACUACAAAGGGCAGAACAACGCAGAAGCAAUGGAGGAUACGCGGGUUCCAACCACAAGACGCUGGCUUAUAUACGUGUCGAAACGAAGAUGACAAAAAUAAGGAAAUGAGCGUCAUUAUAAAACAGAAAAUUACUCCAGAAUUAGAGGAAUACCAAUCUGAUGCUGAAAUUCAGAGGGUAAUGCCGGAGAUAUUAUCUCAACAUCGAGCCGCACCCUUGGUAAAAAAUGCAUCUACAUCAACAGAAAAUAUAACCAAUGAAAUCAGAAGACACAAACAAGAUACUUACGAUAAUAUUAAAGAUGAAGACGAAGAAGAAAGCUCCGAUAAUCACACCGACGCAAAACAUCAAGAUGUGGAUACACACACCGAUGUGAAAUUUGCGCCACGAUUCAAACAUCCUUCGAAAAUGUUCAAUAUGGACAUGAAACCUGCAGGUAGCUCUAUCAGGCUACGAUGUGCUGCUGAAGGGAAUCCUACGCCGAAUAUAACGUGGUACAAAAAUAAUGGUCUACCUAUAACGAGACCUUACUUUCCUCCUUCAUAUGGCAAAUGGGCUAUAUCACUUGAGGAGUUGACGAAAGCAGAUAAUGGAAAUUAUACAUGCCUUGUAUGUAACGAGUUAGGUUGCAUCAACCAUACAGUGCAUCUCCUCAUUCAAGAGCGUCUGUACGCGAAACCUGUCCUCACUCAUGGCGUAGUCAACCAAACCGCGGUAGUUGGUGACACGGCCAGAUUUAGCUGCGAAUUCUUAUCAGAUAUGCACCCAUAUGUAUACUGGAUGUACUUCGCCAAAGAUGAACUAGUGUACCACGAUACAGUCGAGUCUAACGAAGGCUACGCUAAGGAUAUGGUGGUGUACGCAGAUCUAACCAAAAUCAAAUUGAGUCAAAAUGCAUCAGAUAAACCAGAGCAACUAACUCUAUACAAUGUAACUAAAGAAGACGAGGGUUGGUACGUUUGUGUUGCUCUGAAUACUCUUGGUAAUACUACUGCUAAAGGUUACCUCACCGUUCUGGAAUCUCUCCCGGAUAAAGAACAUGUCGAUCAUGGAAAGCAUGCGUUAUUUAUCAACAUACUGACAGCUGUUCUCGGAGCAAUGUUCUUUGUAGCGGCUAUAAUAGUGGUAAUGAUAUUUAAAAAGUUAAAACGGGAGAAAAUAAAGAAACAACUAGCAAUAGAGACAGCGAGAGCAGUCAUAGUCACGCACUGGACCAAAAAGGUGACGGUAGAGAAGCCGCAGAUUAAUGGAUCAAAUGUGGAUAUGACUGAAGGAUUGUUAAUGCCUGUUGUAAAGAUCGAGAAACAGAAACUUUCUCAAGUACAGAGCAAUACUAGUGAUUCAAUGAUGAUGUCAGAGUAUGAGCUGCCAGUGGAUAUAGAUUGGGAGGUCCCCAGAGAAUCUCUCAGUCUUGGGAAGGUGCUUGGUGAGGGAGAGUUCGGAAAAGUUGUGAAAGCCGAGUGCACCGGUAUUUUGAAACCUGGCAUUCAAUCAGUAGUAGCAGUCAAAAUGUUAAAAGAAGGCCAUACGGACGCAGAAAUGAUGGCAUUAGUCUCAGAAAUGGAAAUGAUGAAGAUGAUAGGGAAGCAUGUGAACAUAAUCAAUUUAUUGGGUUGUUGUACUCAAGACGGUCCAUUGUAUGUUAUAGUAGAAUACGCUCCAAAUGGUAAUUUGAGGGAGUUCCUUAGAAAUCAUCGACCUGGGAACAGAUAUGAAUCACCUACGGAAGACCUUAAAGAUAAGAAGACACUGACGCAAAAGGAUUUGGUUUCCUUCUCAUAUCAAGUCGCCAGAGGCAUGGAAUAUUUAGCCUCUAGACGAUGCAUCCACCGAGACUUGGCGGCGCGGAAUGUCCUUGUUUCUGACGACUGCGUCUUAAAGAUCGCAGACUUCGGCCUUGCGAAAGACGUCCACAGCAAUGACUAUUACAGGAAGAAGACUGAAGGCCGUCUGCCGGUCCGGUGGAUGGCGCCGGAGUCACUCUACCACAAAGUAUUUACUACGCAGACGGAUGUCUGGUCAUUUGGUGUGCUGCUCUGGGAGAUCAUGACGUUGGGCGGGACGCCUUACCCGACUGUGCCUGGGCAGUAUAUGUACCAACAUUUGAGCGCCGGUCACCGCAUGGAAAAGCCGCCAUGCUGUAGUCUUGAAAUUUACAUGCUGAUGCGUGAAUGCUGGUCCUUUUCGCCUGGCGACCGACCGUCGUUCACAGAACUGGUCGAAGACUUAGACAAAAUCCUGACAGUGACUGCGAACCAAGAGUACCUUGACCUGGGUCUGCCCCAGCUGGACACUCCACCGUCUAGUUACGACGGUUCUGGAGACGAGAGUGAUAGCGAAUUUCCCUUUAUAAAAUAAAAAUAUUUGAGUCUUUAGAUUUUAUUCUCGAGUUGACUUUUUAAUAUGACUGUGUACUAGACAUAGUUCGAAUAAACGGGCAGCUAGAUGUCAUUUUGAUCACAAAGAAAGGUGGCAGGAAGCUGAAGUUAUGAUGAAGGUACAAAUAGGUUUUCUUGGACAAGUCCAGGUUUAUUUUGUGGCAUUAUUUAUGGUAGGUAGUAGUCGAGUUCAGUGUAUAUAGUGGUUUAUAGGUACUAUUAUUAAGUCGCACUGUAUUUAGAAGAUUUUUUUGGAAAUUAUGUUGAAAAUAAUUUGUUUUUGACAACAAAUACUUGUAAGUGCCUUAAAAAAAACGAAAUGUUAAUGCUUUUCUUAAGGAGCAAUGAGGUAAUAUUUUCCUUAAGUGACCUGAUCUGAAAAAGGAAUUUUUUUUUCUUACACUUAGAGAAGUCAUCGAAUUGUCAAUCUUUUAACAUGUAAAUGUAGAAUGUAAAAAAAAAGCUGGUGUUGCUAAACUGCUGUUAUACACCAACGGAGACUUUUAUUAAGGUAGUCGUAUCAUAAUUUAUUUUGUAUGUAGGUAUGUAUAUCAAACCAAAAACUGAGCAAAGUAUUGCAUAAUAAAGUAAAUAUAGAUGUAAAAGAUUUGUAGAACAAGGGAGAUAGUUAUAAUAGCCAGGAAGUGGCCGAAUUUGGCACGUAUCUAUGGCCUGUUAACUGUUGUGUAAAUAUCGCUUAGAACCAAAGUUGUACAUUGUAUAAAUCUGGUUUUUUAAUACUUACCGUCGUUACUGCAGAGUUUACAUUUUGAUUCCGCUUUUAAUAUCCUAGAAAUUCACUUUAUAUUUUUUGUUACGAACUAAAUACGUAGGUAGUCAUAAUAGGUAGUUGGAUGGUCUAGUCUACGGAAAUGAUUGACAUGAACGUGUAGUGACUUCAAUAUACAUAAUACGUAUUAUAAUAUUUAUGCUUAGUAAGUAUAACAGGCUUAUGAAGUGUUUCAAUAAUUAAUUUUUAAGAUCUUUGAUGUAUAUUUUUUGUUAAAGAAUGUUAGUUAGUGCGUAAUAAUAGUCGUGUUUAGGAAAUUAAAGCAUUUUACCACCAAAUUUUAUUUGUACUUAAUUAGUUUUUAAACUGAACUUAGGAAACAUAAAUAUUGUGACCUUCAAUAAUUACUAUAGAUUGUAAGUCAAUAUCACAAUUUUAGGUACGAACUUUGUAAAUAUAUGUCUGGGGAUUACCUACAAAAAGUAUUGCAAAUUGUAGCAACAUUUAUUAAAUUAAAUGUUACAUCGUAGGAAAAUGUAAUCAGAAAUCAAGGUUCAGAAAAUUGAGUAGUUAAUAAAUUGUGAAUUAUAUAAUAUUUAACAUACUUUCGUAUCAUGGGCGUUGUUAUGGGUGGCACUCGGUGCUGGGGGGUUAGCGAAGAUGGAAACGACUAUGAAACUCCACAGACACAGUGAUAAAAUAUAUAUAAUUCCACUUGAUAUUAACUCAGAAUCAUGGUCUGCGUCAUCCCCCUUAGUAUUCGUUACGAUAUUACUAACACCCUGUAUAUCACUGUCACUGUCGAUUGUCACAAUGGUUUGCAUCUUGGCUAAGGCCUCUGGUAGGUCAGUUCUGUUCCAUUAGGUACAAUUAAUGAUAAACGAAUAGGUAGGUAACCGAAAAUUAUAGCUUCGACCUUUGAUAAAGAUUCGUGUUUUCUGACAAAGAAUCUCGUUGGUCAUACAGAUAACGCCACGAGACAAGAUUGAAAGAACAUCUUGGUUAAUGUGGCUUCCACUUAUAUUUAAAAAGGUAUCCAUAUUAGUCAACACUGUAAAUGUAAAAAGGUCAUUAAUUAUUCGGUUAAAGAAAAAUAAUUCUUAGUUAUACAGAUAAACAUAAGUCUUAAUGAUUUAUCGUUGAAAGCGUUUAGAUAUGACGGUUUGAGUAACAUUUUUUUCACGGGUGUCACCUGGCAUGUUUAAAAAACUUACAAUUGUAAAUUACAAUGAUAAUUUGAUGUACAUUGCGGAUUAUGUGAUCACGAAUAUUUUGCAGUUUCAUAUUAGCUACGUAAUGAACAUCAAAUUGUCGUUGUAAUUUACAAUUGUAAGUUAUAUUAAACAGGCCCCUGACCUCCAGUCGGUUCGCAUACGCUGCUGUUUCGAGUGAAUCAUUUUAAUGCACGUGGAGGAUAAUCUAUUUCGUGAACAAUAUCACAAUUUUAUCUUUUGAUGUGAAGAUAAUCAAAUGAAGUAUUAUUUUUAUUGAUGUCUCAUCUCCUGAACCUAAAAUGUAUUAGUUAGUCCACGCUAAUACCAAGGGCAUGCCCUUAUUGUAUCUAUAUUAAUAGUUAUAUAUUUAAUAUUUUCAAUGUAAAACUUUGAGACCUUUAUAAAGAAUUAAACUCUUCCGUAGAA
Molecule: messenger RNA, 5228 nt
Organism: Pectinophora gossypiella (pink bollworm)
Lineage: Eukaryota; Metazoa; Arthropoda; Insecta; Lepidoptera; Gelechiidae
Gene: Btl
Product: fibroblast growth factor receptor homolog 1-like
Exons: 15
Coding region: 265-2838 (857 amino acids)
Biological process (GO): fibroblast growth factor receptor signaling pathway; multicellular organism development; positive regulation of cell population proliferation
Cellular component (GO): signaling receptor complex; membrane
Molecular function (GO): ATP binding; fibroblast growth factor receptor activity
Source: RefSeq, a predicted model, not a curated record